Molecule: messenger RNA, 903 nt
Organism: Lachancea meyersii CBS 8951
Lineage: Eukaryota; Fungi; Ascomycota; Saccharomycetes; Saccharomycetales; Saccharomycetaceae
Source: the annotation of a GenBank genome assembly
AUGUCUUCAAAUAACAAUCGUAAGAAGCUUCUUCUUAUGGGUCGCUCGGGCUCUGGUAAGUCUUCGAUGAGAUCCAUCAUUUUCAGCAAUUAUUCAGCUUUCGACACCAGACGGUUAGGGGCGACUAUCGACGUAGAACAUUCGCAUUUGAGAUUUUUGGGUAACAUGACACUAAAUCUGUGGGAUUGUGGUGGACAAGAUGUGUUCAUGGAGAACUAUUUCUCGCAGCAGAAAGACCACAUUUUCCAAAUGGUACAAGUUCUUAUUCACGUUUUUGACGUGGAAUCCCAGGAGGUGAUCAAAGAUAUCGAGAUAUUCACCAAGGCGCUGAAUCAACUGAAGAAAUAUUCUCCGGACGCCAAGAUUUUCGUCCUGCUUCACAAGAUGGACCUCGUACAGCGAGACAAAAGACAAGAGCUUUUCCAAAUCAUGAUGAGCAAGCUACAGGAAACAUCAGCGGCCUACGGGUUCCCUGAUCUGGUCGGCUUUUCGACUUCAAUUUGGGACGAGAGUUUAUACAAGGCAUGGUCGCAAAUCAUAUGCUCUCUGAUUCCGAAUAUGGCCACAUACCAGUCCAAUCUGAAGAAGUUGAAAGCGGUAAUGGAUGCGAGAGAAAUCAUUUUGUUUGAGCGAGCCACGUUCUUGGUAAUAUGCUCAAGCAACACAGCCACUGGCGAGCUGCUUGACCCAAAAAGAUUCGAGAAAAUCUCCAAUAUAAUGAAGAAUUUUAAACAAAGUAGCAUGAAGCUCAAGAGUUCCUUCAAAACGCUGGUCCUUGACAACACGAUAUUUGUGAGCGAACUUUCACCCAAUAUGAUGUGCUUCAUAGUACUGAAUAAAUCAGAAAGUCCACAGGAAUUGGUUUUGGAGAACAUAAAGAAGGUACGGGUCCAUUUUCAGUGA